UUUGGCUGCCUAACGCUCAAGAAAGCUCCGAGAUCGCUUGUCGCGCUAGCUCGAGAAGACCCGCCGUCCUCUCGCCUCACUAGUUCGCCACCGUACGCUUGGAUCUUGACUGUUCAGCUCGUUGGACCCCCACAAGAUCCCACCCGAGACCGACCAACCCAACACCCUUGGGGCCAGCACGCCCCUCCACACUCGCCGCUUGGUGUUUGAUUUCAACGUUGAACCUGAGUGGUUUCCUUGCCGAUAGCAUCGCUUACGUAAAAUGAUUCGAGCCUCUUUGCCCUUUACUCGCCUGCCUGGUCUGGUGACAAGGGGCUGCUUUAAGUUCAAGACCGCCCCUGUUCAUGGCGCUGCGUUCUAUUCCUCUAGUGGACCCUCCACGGUUGCCGCACGGUCAGCCCGUGCUGGGGCUGCCGUCGCUGGUGACCGUCUUCGCGCUGCGAAAGCACUUGGUAGCGCAGGAGCCGGGUCCGCUCCGUACCACUCGUCCGCCGUCGCGAUCGACGUUGCGGACGACGUGCCCCCCGUCGCGCUUCACGCCGCAUCCUCGAUCGUUGCCAAGAAAUCUGUGCUCAACAAAUUGUGGCAGCAUAUCGAAACCGGCGAAGAAAACGCGUUUUACGUCGUCGACACGUCUGCUGUCGAAGACCGAUUCAACCUCUGGAUGAAGUACCUCCCGUACGUCAAGCCGUACUAUGCCGUCAAGUGCAACCCGGACCCGAGCAUCCUCAAGACGCUCGCGCGGCUCGGGACCGGCUUUGACUGCGCGUCGCAAGCGGAAAUCCAAGAAGUUCUCAAGCUUGGCGUCGACCCGCGUUCGAUCAUUUACGCCAAUCCGUGCAAACAACCUUCGCACAUUGCGUUUGCGGCGCAGCAAAAGAUCGACUUUAUGACGUUCGAUGGAUGCGACGAACUCACCAAGAUGAAGCGCAUCGACCCCGAUGCCCGCGUCGUGCUUCGGCUGUUUGUCGAUGACUCGCACUCGCAAUGCCCGCUGGGCACCAAGUUUGGCGCGGUGCUCAACGACAUUCCGGCCAUUCUAAAGCACGCCAAGGCCAUUGGCUCCAACGUGGUGGGUGUGAGCUUCCACGUCGGCAGCGGCUGCUCCGACGCCUCGGCGUACACGGACGCCGUCGUCCGCGCGAAGAAGGUGUUUGACAUCGGCGCGUCGCUCGGGUUCAACUUUGAGCUCCUCGAUAUUGGUGGCGGCUUUCCAGGCGAUGCUAACGCCCCCAUCGCCUUUGAAGAUAUCGCGGCCACAUUGAGCAUGGCGCUGUCGACGCAUUUUCCCCAGUCGUCCGGCGUCAAGAUCAUCUCGGAACCCGGUCGCUUCUUUGCUGCCACGAGCCACACGCUCGCCGUGAACGUGAUCGGACGCAAGCUCGCGCCUAAUUCGCUCGCGGCGCCCGCCUCCCAUUCCUCGGCCGCCAAGGCUGCCCUCGGCCAUCGCGCCCUCCACGCAGGGUCGGACCCUUACUACAUGUAUUUUGUCAACGACGGGCUGUACGGAUCGUUCAACUGCUUGCUCUAUGACCACGCCGCCGUCCAUCCGGUCGCCCUUGGCGCCGAACUAGAGUCGGCGACGUACUCGUCGAGCAUUUGGGGCCCCACGUGCGACGGUUUGGACUGCAUUGCCAAGGACAUUGACAUGCCUGUCUUGGACAUUGGGCAAUGGAUUUACUUUGCCAACAUGGGCGCGUACACGUCCGCGGCGGGAUCGCAUUUCAAUGGAUUUGCUCCCCCCGAGAAGAUUUACUUCGAUUUCCACGAAGACGACGCCGCCGAAGACGCCGCGUCCCGUUGAGUCGGGGAUGCCAUGCGCCCUUCGUUUUUGUUGCAUGCAUGACGAUGUAUGCCCACGUAAUUGUUGAGAUAACGCGGCGUCGUUUCAAGCCUUUCUCUUCACUGUGUGCAUGCAUGUCCAUGGAAGCCUCGGC
Molecule: messenger RNA, 1937 nt
Organism: Aphanomyces invadans
Lineage: Eukaryota; Oomycota; Saprolegniomycetes; Saprolegniales; Verrucalvaceae
Exons: 1
Coding region: 263-1804 (513 amino acids)
Cellular component (GO): cytoplasm
Molecular function (GO): ornithine decarboxylase activity
Source: RefSeq, a predicted model, not a curated record